AUGUCAACACUUGUGGCCUUCCUCUUCGUAGGGACGCUUUGGGGAUGUACAAAUCCCUUCAUUAAACGAGGUACAAAUGACAACGUCAUGUAUACUCGAAAGGACAAUAGCAUUGGAGAAUUCAUCAACCAAUUUGUUGGACUGGUGAAAAACUGGCAGUUUUUACUGCCAUUUGCGAUGAAUCAGAGUGGUUCGGUAUUCUACGUCUACCUUCUCAGCUCAGCCGACAUUUCAAAUGCUGUACCCAUUUGCAACUCGCUAACGUUCAUUUUUACAGCUAUAACAAGUCGUCUUCUCGGAGAAAAGCUCCAACGUCCUGCUUCAACAUACACAGGCAUGCUGCUCAUUCUCGCCGUACAAUUGUGA
Peronospora belbahrii is the source of this 366-nucleotide messenger RNA. The record is from the annotation of a GenBank genome assembly. NCBI's taxonomy places the organism in Eukaryota, Oomycota, Peronosporomycetes, Peronosporales, Peronosporaceae.